AAAAAAAUAAAAAAAAAUCGGGGGUCCGGAUUCUUCCAAAAAAACAAAUAAUUAAAAUACAAAACUAAAAACAAUUCAAUCAACCCUCGAAGGAAGCCGGCAUAGCCUGGCUGCUUAAAAUAACAGCGAUCCGGUGCAGACGCAUCGUUGGAUCAGUCAACGCCCUGGAAAUGCCUUAGCACCCGAACUCCGAGUAUACCAUGCCAUGCUUUGCCUUCGUUCCCUGGGAAAAGGGGAGAAGAAAAAAAAACCCUUUUGAGCUAAACCGCCACUAAAGCAAAGUCUUAAACCUUUUUGCAAGGCGGCGGGGAAAAAAAAAAGAGGAGAGCUGAAUAAACAAACGCUACAACACCGAGUUUUCCCACAGAACCACACCCCCCCCCUUUCCCUCCCCCCCUCUCAAAUUCUUUUAAAAUUUAUUUAUUAAAAAAAACAAAAAACUAUUUAAGACCAUGCAGGAUCGAGAAGGGCAAGACGGCUUCCUGUGCAAGCAGUGCGACGAGGUCUGCCCCAGUUGGCCUGAUCUUUUGGAGCACGCGGAGAGCCACUGCCUGCCGAACGACGAGAGGAGGUUUAAGUGCAGCGAGUGCGGCCGGGGUUACCGGCACGCUGGCAGCCUAGUGAAUCACCGCAAGACCCACGAGGUGGGCCUGUACAGCUGCACUGUCUGCGGCAAGGAACUCAGCAACCCCUUGGCACUUCGCAACCACCAGCGUCUGCACACCACAGGGCUGCACUGCCAGCUUUGCGGUAAGAUUUUCAGGCUGGCGUCUCAGCUGGCCGUCCACCAGAAGUGCCACGAAGACGCCGUUCCCGGUCACGGCGAACUCCAGCAUCCCGGCACCUCCGGUUUGGAAAGCGGGAAUCCCGGCGGGCUCCUGGACGGACAGGAGGCUUCCGACGGAUUUCAGCAGCCGGGUGUGUGCGUCUCGGAUCCCCGGCGCGGGGGAGGAAACCUCGAGGCUAGCGUCGGGAACGAACUGCCGGGCCAAGCGCUCAUGGAGAACCUUAAUAGCUUUCGGCCCACGGAGAGCAAUACCUCGACUCCUCUGAGAGCCUGCCCAGGAAAGACCAGGGGGAAAGUUUCCGAACCCUGCCCAGAGCCCCUGAGCUCGGAGGACCGCCCGUUUAAAUGCGUCCAGUGCGAGAAGACGUACCGUCACCACGGGAGCCUGAUCAACCACAAGAAGUCGCACCAGCUGGGGGCUUUCGAAUGCCGCGUCUGUUUCAAGCAGUUCAACAACUUGGCCGCUUGCAACAGCCACGUGCGCAUUCACUCCAAAUCCAAACCCAGCCGGUCCUUCGAGGACUCCGACCCGUCGCAUAGCGGCAGCAACAAUGGCGAGAGAUCCAAUUUCUGCCACCUCUGCCAGGUGGCUUUCGCGAGCGAGUCCGAGUUCGAAGAUCACAUCGUCCUUCACAACAGCUCUUCCCUGGCCCUGGGCCACCCCGACGGAUCCCGAGAGGAAAGCGGCAGCGUCUCCUCCUCUUAUCCGUACGACGAAGGGGAAAGCGGUCGCCCGCCCCCUGAAAGCGCGCCCUUUGGAGCGACAGCCGAUUCAGGGGACAAGGAACCUCCGAGCGGGCUGGCGUACGUCUGCGCCUUCUGCGGGGAAUGUUACUCCGACCUGGAACGCCUUAAAGAUCACUACCUGACCCACGACUCCGGAGUGGCGGAGCAGGAGGAGGUGAAGGAGGAGGUAGCGGAGAAAGGAACAACGCCCAGACUAGACCCCCAGACGGACUGGAUCAAAACCGAAAACAACCGGAACGCUGAAAACCCCGUUGUCCAAGCUAAAGCCCGGGACCCCGUUACGGUCGAGGGCGAACGCAGGUUUAGGUGUCAGGAGUGUGGAAAAAGCUACCGGCACGCUGGGAGCCUCGUCAACCACAAGAGGUCGCACCAGACCGGCGUCUAUCAGUGCACGAUCUGCAGGAAGCAGUGCCUCAAUCUGGCUGCCUUGAAAGGCCACCUCCGGAUUCACAGAUCCAAGCCCCCUUCUCUGAGCUUCAGCAGUGGCGGUUUAGACCUGCCGGACUGGCUGUCCAACGAACCAGUGGACUGCCGAGACCUGGGGGGCCAGGAGAACUCGUACAGUGGCGACAUUGGCUUCCAGGGCUUCGAGAACGAGCUGGAGCAGAAGGGGCACUUGGUGUCUCACUUCAGCGCCCUGGCGCCCCCGAGUGGCUGCCAGACAGAAGGAGGGCCCGGCGAGCCGCUGGGAGCGGAGAAUGACUUCGAGGGAUCUGGGCAUCUCGAAAACGGCGUCCCAAAGGAAGAAGAGGUGGAAGAGCUGAUGACAGAUGCCCAUCUUCAAGCAGACAGGCACAUGUGCGCGGACUGCGGGGAGACGUACGCCGACAUUGCGGGCAUCAAAAGCCACCGGUGCCCUGGCCAGAACGGGACCCCGGGCGAAGACUUGGGUCGGGGGGAGAGGAACGGUCUGGCCGGUUCCAGGAGGAGAAAGAAAUCCCCUUCCCAGAAAAGCUUAGAAGCGGAGGAAAGCGCAGGCGAGGGGGAGCUCUGCGAACGCGGGGAGCUGCUGUCGGAGGUGUGCCAGUGUUCCGUUUGCGGGAACCGUUACUCCAGCCUGUCUGCCCUCAAGAGCCACCUGCGCUUCCACACGCACCCAGCGAAGGACUCUCCGAGGCGGGGCCACUCCUCCCUGUGCUUCCCGGAACCCGACACAUCCGGGGGCCUUCUGGAGGAGGAGGAGGAGGAGGAGGAGGAGGAGGAGAGCAACCUCCAGAUAUGCAGCACGUGCGGCGAGAGCUUUCUGAACGAAGCCGAUUUCACCCGGCACCAGCUGACGAGGCACGAGAGCCCUUUCCCGGAUUUCCUGAGGGCGGACGCGCCCCGGAGCCUUUCCGAAGACGAGGCCCUUUCCAAAGAGGGUGAGGAAAACGAAGGCGAGGACAAGAGCCACAUCUGCGGAGAAUGCGGCGCUGUCGUCUAUGGGAAUUACCGGGAGCUGGAGAGUCAUCGCUGUGCCGGCCAGCCGGGUUCCGGCGCGUUCCCGAGCGACCCGCCGCGUACCCUGAAUUCGGAAGACCCCGCCGGGGGUCCGGACGCGGAUGCCAGGCCCUAUCGGUGCGAGCAGUGCGGGCGCGCGUACCGUCACGCGGGCAGCCUCCUCAACCACAAGAAGUCCCACAAGACCGGGGUGUUCCGCUGCUUCGUGUGUCAGAAACGUUUCUACAACCUCCUGGCUCUGAAAAACCACCAGAGGGUCCACUUUGAUGUCAAGCGACACAAGUGCUUGGAGUGUGGCAAAGCCUUCAAGCUACAGAAGCAGCUGGUCAAUCAUCAGAGGAUGCACCUGGAAAGCAAACAGCAAACCAAGCACCUCAGCAACCAGCUGCAGCAGCUCAUGCAAGCCAGCAAUGGCCCCUCCAACGGCAAGCCGCUGCCCCUCCCAGAACGGGGUUACCCAGGCUCGGCCUUGACUGACAGCUGGGUGGAAAAUAACCUUGGGAAUCUGGGCUAUGGCAGCGAAAUCCACCAGGGGAAGGAAGCCCGAUCCACAAAUGCUAGCAAGCCUUCUGCUGGUGAGGAACAGCUCAAAACCAACAGCCCGCAACUCGCCCCAGCCCAGGUCAGGCUUAGGGGUAAAAGGCGGUCGGAUUCUGAGGCGGGGCGGGCAAAAGGCUCUGUGGAGCGGCCGUACUGCUGCGGUCAGUGCGGCAGGACUUACAGGCACGCCGGCAGUCUGGUCAACCAUAAGAAGUCCCAUCAGGUUGGUCAGUAUUACUGCGCCGUCUGCAACAACACUUACCCCAACCAGCUUGCAAUGAAGAACCAUCUGCGAGUCCACUUUGGCGUGAAGAAGCAUCGCUGCCCGGAUUGUGGGAAAGCCUUCCGCGGGAAGAAGCAGCUUUCUGGUCACCCUUGCGGAAAAGUUGGUAGAGCCCCACGGCAGACUGGCAGGGCGAGGAAGCAGAGAAACACGCCGCCGACUUCGGAAAACGCGUUAGACGUCACGCCCAAGAAGAAGAAGAAGAAGAAGAAGAAGAAGAAUGAGGAGGAGGAAGAAGAAGAUUCUUCGGCGUGCGCAAAUUACGGGCUGGCCUUCCCUUCCCCGGACGAGCGUCCGGGGUCUGGCCCGAACGAGGGCGCGACAGCUUCGUCCCGCGGCCCGGAUGACAGGCCCUUCCGCUGUGAUGUCUGCCAUCGCACCUACCGCCACGCCGGCAGCCUCCUCAACCAUAAAAACACGCACAAAACCGGCACCUUCGAGUGCAUCGUCUGCCAGAAGAUGUUCUCCAACCCCAUGGCCAUGAAGAACCACCUUCGCAUCCACACCCAGAAGAAGCCCUACCUGUGCCCGGAGUGCGGCAAAGCGUUCCGGCUCUCCAGCGCCCUCCAGGACCACCAGAAGCUGCACGUGGGGGACGUCCCGCACCGGUGCCAGGGGUGCGGCAAAGGAUUCCCGAGCGGCAGGAGUUUGAGGCGUCACAGCUGUGGAUUCGGGGCGAAUCAAAAAGGGGGGAGCAAAAGGGAGAGAGCCCCUGAAACCCCCCGGGAAGGAGAAGAGGGUCCGACCCGAGGGUCUCCCGUCGGCGGCCGAAGGGACGAGCGCCCGUUCAGGUGCGAUCAGUGCGGCCGCACUUACAGGCAUGCCGGCUCCCUCCUGAACCACCGGAACACCCACACCACGGGCGUCUACCGCUGCGCCGUGUGCCUCAAGCAGUUCUCCAACCUGCUGGCCUUGAAGAACCAUCACCGCAUCCACUCCGAGGCGAGACGCUACAAGUGCCUGGACUGCGGCAAAGCCUUUCGGGUCUCCUCGCACCUCCUGAGUCACCGCCGGGUCCACACGAAGGAGCGGCCCUUCUUCUGCGCCCCCUGCGGCCGCGGCUUCGCCAGCAAGGCCAACUUCGCCCACCACCUGUCCCUGCACAAGACCAAGCCUUCGAACUACUUCUUCCAGAAGAGGCGGGGCGGGAGAAGAGGAGGGGCGCGGGGGCCGGAGGAAGAGGGGACCCCAGGCGCGGAGCCGGGGGGCAGCCGGAAAGACCCGGGAGUCGCCGAGGAGCCCCCCGCCUUGGAGUGCGACAAGUGCGGGAGCUUUCAUCGGACUCUGGAGGACCUCCGGGAGCACCAGGAAACGCACGGCGGGGACAAGCCCCACGCCUGCGAGCAUUGUGGCAAGACUUACCGCCACGCGGGCUCCUUGCUCAACCACAAGAACAGCCACAAGACGGGCUCGUACUCGUGCGUCGUUUGCCAGAAGGAGUUCUCCAACCUCAUGGCACUGAAGAACCACAGGCGGAUUCACACGGAGCCCAGGAGGUACCAGUGCCAAGACUGCGGCAAAGCCUUCCGCGUCUCCACCCAGCUGAUCUGCCACCGCAGGGUCCACACCAAGGAGAAGCCCUUCUCCUGCACCCUCUGCGGCAAGUGCUUCUCCAGCAAGUCCAACCUCCGGCACCAUCAGAAGGUUCACGAGAGCAGGCACCCAGCGGAGGAAGGCUUGGGAACCCCCCUCUCUGCGACGGGGAUCGGCCCCGGAGCCUCAGCGGACCUGGGAGGGCUCCCCGGGCUGUCUCGGGUCAAGGCAGAGUCAAAUACCCUCCGCCACCCCCCCCCCCCCCCCCCCACCCCCCCAAAAAAAAAAAUGUCAUCUUCACCAGAACCCGUCAAAACUCCGGCCGCCCACAAAACGGAAGAAACCAACGACAGUGGGGGCCGCACGCCCCCUGCUGGCCGGCGCGGGAAGGGCGGUCGCGGCCGCACCUACCGCUGCUCCGUCUGCCGCAAGGCUUUCCCCAGCCUCGCCCUCCUGCAGCCUCACCGCGCCACCCACGCCAAGGAACGCAAGCACCGCUGCGCCGACUGCCCCAAGGCCUUCGAAACGCGGGCGCUGCUCUCCAAGCACCAGCGGUCACACUCCUCCGCGCGCCCGUUCCAGUGCCCGCUCUGCCGCAAGGCGUACAAGUCGUCCGUGGAGCUUCGGAACCACUCGCGCAGCCACACGGGCGAGAAGCCCUUCGUGUGCUCGGAGUGCGGGAAGGCUUUCAUGCAAGCCGUCUGCCUUCGCAUUCACAUGAGCCAGCACUCUGGAGAGAGGCCUCACUGCUGCCCCCAGUGCCCCAAGAGCUACCCCACGCUCUCCAAGCUGAAGGUUCACGUCAGGUCCCACACGGGAGAGAAGCCCUACUCCUGCACGGAAUGCGGGAAGGAGUUUGCCGACCCCUCUGUGUUCCGAAAACACCGUCGGAACCACCAGGGUCAUCGACCUUACGCCUGUAGCGAGUGCGGCAAGACCUACACCGAGCUGAAGGACCUGAAGAACCACCAGCGCUCGCACACGGGGGAGAAGCCCUACCUGUGCUCCGACUGUGGCAAAGCCUUCUCCCGUUCCUCCUCGCUGGCCUGCCACCUCCGGAUCCACUCGGAGAGGAAGCCUUACCGGUGCGAGCAGUGCGGCAAAGAGUUCACCCAGCUCUCUUCCUACCAGAGCCACCUGCGCACGCACUCCGGGGAAAAGCCCUUCCUCUGCCCGCAGUGCGGCAAAAUGUUCUCCGACCCUUCCAGCUUCCGCCGCCACCAGAGGGCGCACUCCGGGGUCAAGCCUUACCAGUGCGACAAGUGCGCCAAGCGGUUCCGUCAGCCCGCGGACCUGGCUGUCCACCAGAGGAUCCAUUCGGGCCAGCGGCCGUACAAGUGCCCGGAUUGCGACAAGGCUUUCGUGGCGUCCUGGGACUUGCGCCGGCACGCGCUGGUCCACAGCGGGCAGCGGCCGUUCCCGUGCCAGGAGUGCGGCAAGGCGUUCGCCGAGCGCUCCUCCCUCAACAAGCACCGCCGUGUGCAUUCCGGGGAGCGGCCGUUCAAGUGCGCCCUCUGCUGCAAGUGCUUCGUGGUCUCCUCCAGCUUGCGCAAACACGAGCGUACGCACUUGACCGAAAAGCCUGCCAGAGGAGGUGGAGGAGGAGAUGGUGGAGGAAGUGGAGGAGGUGGAGGAGGUGGAGGAGAGCAGCAGCAGCAGCAGCAGCUGCCAGUGGAAGAAUCCACGUCCGGGGCAGUAUCCGGCUUCUGCUGCGAGCGCUGCCGGGCCGUUUUCGGCAGCUGGGCCUCUCUGCGGUCCCACGAGUGCGUCCCGUUCCCCUGCCCGCGCUGCAGCGUCGCCUUCGCCACCGCGGACGACCUGCGCAGGCACGAGAAGGCGAGCCACGCGGAACCACGGAGCCACGCCUGCGAGGAGUGUGGCAAGGCCUUCCUGAACAGGGCCGGGCUCCGCAAGCACGAGAGGAUCCACUCCAGGGAGCGACCCCACACCUGCGCCCACUGCGGGAAGGGGUUCCUGUUCGCCGCCUACCUGAGAAAGCAUGAGAGGACCCACCGGGACCUGCCCACCCCAGGUGGGGUGGAGGGAUUGCCGGAUCAGCCCGUGAUGGCCACGCCCAUCCCCGUGGCCGUGCCCAUCGCGACUUUUCAGACGCUAGCGACAGCGGCCGCUGUCUACCUGGAGAAGUCCGCGGAGGUGACCUGGGAGGAGAUCGGGGUGCAUAAGGAAGCCGACGACUUCAGCAAGCACUGCGAGGAGCAGAAGUGACCCCUUUUCAAUAGGGGGCGCUGCAGUAGAAAAGGGGGGGACGGAGUCACUUCUGUGUACGCGAUCCUGCGAUAUUGUUGGCUGAAAUCAUAACUCAAUGAGGUUUUCUGUUACAGUUUUAUGCUAGUCAAAAUUAUGCUGCAGGAUUUGCAAUUCUAAAUAGUUAUAGUAGAAUAUCAGCCACAAACUUGCAAUACAUAAAUACAGAGGACUUUUUUUUUUAAAAUAAUUUUUCAAACAAAUUGGCUUAUCGUUGAAAGUACAUGAAAUGAUGAAUCUGGAACUGCGAACGAUUGGGCUCGAAAAAAUCAUUUGGACUGGACUGGGGGAAUUCGAAGUGCUGCACAGCAGAGAAUUUGUUCUUAUGAGUCCUGUGCUUUGCCGAUCGCGUGAAAAAUACAGUGUUGAAAUUGCCUUGAAACAACUUUCAUGCAACAUGCAAUACGAGAAAAUGAAAACUUUUAUUUUCAAAUGUUGAUAAUUGCCAGAAUAAAGAUAUUCCUCUGAAAAGCUG
Molecule: messenger RNA, 8070 nt
Organism: Polyodon spathula (Mississippi paddlefish)
Lineage: Eukaryota; Metazoa; Chordata; Actinopteri; Acipenseriformes; Polyodontidae
Gene: znf646
Product: zinc finger protein 646
Exons: 5
Coding region: 453-7556 (2367 amino acids)
Source: RefSeq, a predicted model, not a curated record